AUGGGACACCUCGCGUGGUCGUUUUCCAUGGCCGAGUCGACUUGCUACUUCAUUUCCACAAUGGCGACUUCAACGCCGUGCCUCUUUGACGGGUGCACCAACCCGUCGCUGCCGUCGCGCAACAAGUGCCACUUUCAUCGGUACCGCUCCAAGUGCAGUGUCGACGACUGCUUCAAUCAAGUCUACGCGCGGCGUCUCUGCGUGAGCCACGGCGGCAAGAAGCUCUGCAAGCACCCACACUGCGCGACGCCCGCCCGCAUCGGCGACUACUGCACCAAACACACGACGCGCAUCCCAGCCGCUUGCCAAUUCGGCGGCGGCUGCGCCCGCCCCGCCACCGCCGGCGGUCUGUGCACACUACAUGGCGGUGGCACGCCGUGCGCAGUCGACUGCUGCUUGAUGCCGGCGCGG
Molecule: messenger RNA, 411 nt
Organism: Saprolegnia parasitica CBS 223.65
Lineage: Eukaryota; Oomycota; Saprolegniomycetes; Saprolegniales; Saprolegniaceae
Exons: 1
Source: RefSeq, a predicted model, not a curated record